Molecule: messenger RNA, 1430 nt
Organism: Odobenus rosmarus divergens (Pacific walrus)
Lineage: Eukaryota; Metazoa; Chordata; Mammalia; Carnivora; Odobenidae
Gene: TMPRSS12
Product: transmembrane (C-terminal) protease, serine 12
Exons: 6
Coding region: 1-1341 (446 amino acids)
Biological process (GO): proteolysis
Molecular function (GO): serine-type endopeptidase activity
Source: RefSeq, a predicted model, not a curated record
AUGGCAGCUGUCCUGUUGCCGACCCCUGCUUUAAUUCCCCAUCAUGUGACCAACCGCCUAGACUACCACUGUUCCCUUGUCCCCGAGGCACUCCGACGCCGGCCGGGCGCAGGACUCCUCACGCGCUUCGGUCCAACGAGUGGCCGCCAACGAGUGGCCGCCAACGAGAACACCGUCCACAGGCCACACGCAUCCGGGCAACUGGGCCAGCCUCCCAGGCCUCCCGCCCCCACGCCCCUGGCUUCCUCCGCGUGCUUGGCCCUUCCGCACCACACGGCCACCCGCACACCUCGUCUCCUAGGCCGUGCUCCGCGGCCCAGGCCGGCGGCCAAUGGCUGCCGCCAUCUUGCCCAGCAGGAGUUCCCAAAUGGGGCUGGGGCUCCUGAGCGCCGCGCUGCUGUUCGUGGGGAGCGCUCUCCCGGACUCCGGACUCGACUCACUUUCGGAAAGGACUGGGCACAGCUCCUGGCGGGAGCAGAUUGUGGGACAGCACCACUUGCAGAUGUAUUGGAAGGGUCUCGGAUAAUAGGGGGCACAACAGCUCAAACUGGCGCGUGGCCAUGGGUAGUUAGCCUGCAGAUUCAAUCAGGCAAAAUUCUGGCUCAUAUAUGUGGGGGAAGCCUAGUGAAAAAUAAGUGGGUCCUCACAGCUGCCCACUGCACUAAGGACACUAGAGAUCCUUUAAUGUGGAGAGUUGUGAUUGGAACUAAUAGUAUAAAAGGGCAUCAUCCACACUCCAAGAAGAUGAAAGUUAAAGCAAUCAUUAUCCAUCCAGACUUCAAUUUGGAAACUUAUGUAAAUGAUAUUGCACUAUUUCAUUUAAAAAAAGCAGUGAGGUAUACUGACUAUAUUCAGCCUAUUUGUCUGCCUUUUGAUGUUUUCCAAAAACUGGACCAAAACACAAAGUGUUUUAUAAGUGGCUGGGGAAGAACAGAAGAAGGAGGUAAUGUUACAGAUGUGUUACAGGAAGCAGAAGUGCAUUAUAUCUCUCGAAAGAUUUGCGACUCUGAGCAAAGUUAUGGGAAAAUUAUUCCUAACACUUCAUUUUGUGCAGGUGAUGAAGAUGGGAUUUUUGAUACUUGCAGGGGUGAUAGUGGUGGACCAUUAAUGUGCUACUUACCAGAACAUAAACGAUUUUUUGUAAUGGGAAUUACCAGUUAUGGAUAUGGCUGUGGUCGAAAAAAUUUUCCUGGUGUCUAUUGUGGGCCAUCCUUCUACCAAAAGUGGCUGACAGAUCACCUCUACCAGGCAAGCAAUAAAGGCAUAUUUAACAUAAAUAUUCUACUUGGACAGGUCCUUGUAGCCUCAGGUUCUGUUGUCUUACUAGCAAUUCCAUCAUGAAAUUCUGAAGAAUCUUUAUUUUGCAUUGUGUCCCUCUCCAUGUUCUACAUAAUGAAUAUCAUUUAUUCUUUUGGCAAGUAAUUGCCCAC